UGCCUCCCUCCCUGCCACACAUCUCUCUCAUCCUCUAGCCCAAGGAGUGGAGCUCAGCUGCAUCUGAGUGACAGGGACCCCUCUCUCCCCGGUGGUGUCACCCAGCAGGAGCUGCAAGGCCAGACAGAACGUACACUGAUUGCACUGGAGGACGGAGCUGUGGUUUUUAUCUGGGUUAGGUCCUAAUUAAAUGGCUGAUAAACAAAUCAGUUUGCCCGCCAAGCUUAUAAAUGGAGGUAUAGCUGGACUGAUUGGUGUAACCUGUGUUUUUCCUAUCGACUUGGCCAAGACUCGGUUACAAAAUCAGCAAAAUGGGCAGAGAAUGUAUACCAGCAUGUCUGAUUGCCUCAUUAAAACCAUCCGUUCUGAAGGAUACUUUGGCAUGUAUAGAGGUGCUGCUGUGAAUUUAACUCUUGUUACACCAGAGAAGGCUAUUAAAUUAGCAGCCAAUGACUUCUUCAGACAUGCUCUGUCCAAAGAUGGGAAGAAGCUGACACUGCUGAAGGAGAUGCUGGCUGGGUGUGGAGCAGGGACAUGCCAGGUCAUUGUCACUACACCCAUGGAGAUGCUGAAAAUCCAGCUGCAGGAUGCUGGGAGGCUCGCUGCUCAAAGGAAACUCCUGGCAUCUCAGGCGGGACCGAACAGCGCUGUAGCUGAGUCCAUAACAGCCCGGCCUACAGCAAUGCAGAUCUCACGUGAGCUACUGAGAAGUGAUGGGAUUGCUGGAUUAUACAAAGGCCUGGGAGCCACAUUGCUAAGAGAUGUCCCUUUCUCUAUAAUAUACUUUCCUCUCUUCGCCAACUUGAACAAGCUGGGCCAGAAGACCCCCGACGGAAAAUCCCCCUUUUAUGUGUCCUUCCUUUCAGGCUGUGCCGCCGGGUGCACUGCUGCUGUUGCUGUUAAUCCGUGUGAUGUGAUUAAGACAAGGCUGCAGUCAUUGCAGCGAGGGAUUAAUGAAGAUACCUACUCAGGAAUCAUAGACUGUACCAGAAAGAUCUGGAGAAGUGAGGGUCCUGCUGCCUUCUUGAAGGGAGCUUACUGCCGAGCCCUGGUCAUUGCUCCACUUUUUGGCAUCGCUCAGGUCAUCUACUUUAUUGGAAUCGGAGAAUUCUUGCUGGGAUUUUUACCUUCUCGUCGUGAUUAAUGCUGAUGAAGUACAUGAGCCCUCUAUUAAUUUAGGGUAUGCUCAAGGUACCCUUAUUUUGGCUGCUCUUGCCACAUUCCUUCUAUAACGGGACAUUCCUGUCUCUCCAUAAUAAUGACAGGUUGCUUUCUAAGCUAAUCUGGCCCAUCAAACCCCAAUUCUCAGUACAGUGGCAUGGUCCACAGUUGUCCUGAUGUGCUGCACGAAUCCUCAGCCAAUCAAGUAACAUAACCAAAGGAUAGCCACCAUGUUGAAUAACAAUAUCCCCCCAUUAUUAUUUGGGGGGUUCAGACAACUUUACCCUACUGCUUGGAAAAAGAGGCAUUUUUGAUGGGUCUCACAUAAGAUGGUAGCAAUCUUUCUAUUAGAUUUAAUCAGCUUUUGGUAACCAAUGUCUUGCUGCAUGGGCCAGCAACAUGCUGUAAUUACAGGGUAGGCUCUAAUUAUUUUGAUGCUGGCAUCAACAUUUUAAUAUCGAAAUUUCAAGUCCCAAAAUAUUCUUUUUGUAACUUAGACACUUUCAAAUGUGCUUCUGCAAAUACCAGAGAGGCUGCUGUAAGAUGCCAUAGACAGUCACUAUUUAUUGGGCCUGUGGGGGGCUGUUUGGGCCUCUUUGUACUUGAAAUGCCAGGGCCUAUUUUAAAUUCCAGUCUGGACCUUCCGUCUGCCUCUGUGUCAAGUGCAAAUCAGGGGAACUCUGGUUGCACAAAAUCUUCCUUGUAUAUUAUUGCUUCUGUCAGAUAACAGAAUAUUGCCUGAUGUAAUUCAUAUGUUGGCACUGGCAGCUGCUUAUAUGGCAACUAGUAGCCAACCAAAUAUUUUUAUUUAAUAUAGUGUUCAGUGGUUGUUUUAUUCCUUUUAUUCUUUUUAUUCCAGGUCCUGAGAUUCAUUUGUUUUAGGGCUGUCCACCUUGUGGCUUUUCAGAUGCCUAGACAUUCUGGGAUUUGUAGUUCACAGACAGCUGGAGGGUGGCCUCUUGAGUAUGCCUAUUCACUGGGGGGGGGGGGGUCAAUUUAUUAGUCACCAUAAAGCUGGCCAUACAUGCACUGAUAAUAUUGUACGAAACCUUGUUUCUUACGAUAUUCGCUGCGUGUAUGGCAAGUCGGUGAGUCGACUGAUAUCGCAGGAAGCUGCUGAUAUCGGUCGACUCACCGAUCGGGCCGGUUAAAAGAUUUUGAUCGGGCACCAUAGAAGGCGCCUGAGCAAAAUCUGCCGUCAGGGCUGAAUCGGCAGAAGGAGGUAGAAAUCCUAUUUUUUCUACGUCCUUAUCUGCCGUUUCAGUCCUGAACGGUUAGUGGCAGAUUGUACGAUCUUUCGGGCUACCAAACGAAAGAUCUACAAUCGGCAUGUGUGACACACGGGGAGAUUAGUCACGCCGCAUCCAAUCUCCAUUGUUGCAACCAUCCCAGCAAUUCCAUCCCACCGGCUAGAAUGUAAAUUGCCGGUGGGAUGGCAUAUGCGGCGCCGUGAUUUGCCGAACUCGCCUUGAAAGGAAACUUCGGAGGCUUUGGGAAAUUGUCAUUAUGUGCAGAAAACAUUUGCAGAUCUAUGACUUUUUAUCUAUACAAAGCAAAAGAAUAAGCGCUACCAUGUUGAUAACCUUGACUUAGGCCUUUUUAAUGGAUUGUAAUCACAUAUUUAUCAUCACUGGGUAAUGGUGAUGUUUUAAAGACUAUAGAGAAUGUAUCCGCAGAGCCAUGUAAUAUGUCUUCUGUUCACAUGCAGAAAUAUUUUGGGCACACAAUAUUCUGUACCCUCAUGUUACUGUCUUUGAAACAUUAGCAGAUAUAUUUUACUUAUAAACAAUUUACAGAUUUCCUUUAUGAAGCCCAUGUCUGGGUAUUGAGCAGCGUAGCUGUCAAAAAUAUACUUUUAUUGGAAAGCUAUAUAUUUGCUUUUUCCACACAUCAAAUAAGAGAUUUCCACUUUGCAGUAGAUAUUAUUUUAUCUGUUAUUUAUAUAUGCAGCGCUUUAGAGAGAUUAUAUCAUUCACAUGAGUCCCUGCCCCAGUGGAGCUUACAAUCUAAUAUUCUCUUUUGCAUCUCUGGCACAGUUGUGGUGACUAAAACAAAAAUAAUCACUGCAGGCUGCUUUGAGUGUGCCUACUCAUUAACUUUGAAAAGUUACUUUUAUCAAUUAUAGUCCAAAUGGUCACUUGCCAAAGGGGUGCUGCCGGUGAUGAAAAUUUCAGCAAGUUUUAUUGUGGGUGUGUAACCAUUUUCUGCCCAGGUACAAUAUGAGGAUGAUAUGUUAGCAUUUAAGGACCAGAAAUGAAUUUGAGAGCAAUAAAAUGUAAUUUAAAGGGGAACUCAAAAAUAAAAACAGCGUUUUGAAUAGAAAGCAUAAUUUCAAGCAACUUUAACAAAUUUUUGUUCAGAAGCAGAGUUCCCCUUUUAAUAGGGAUUGGUGAAAAAGGGGGCAGGGUCAAUAUUGUUUUACACACCCACUCCUUCCUGUGUGCCCCUGAAUUUCACUUUGAAAUUCUGGCUGUAGUAGGAACAUGGCUGCUAUAAGCAUGUGACCUAGAGCACCAUGGUAACAGUCUGCUGAGUGAUGCAGAAGAAUACAGCAGGCCUGCUUAUUUUCAUGUUCUGAUGAACCAUAUGAUGAACUACAUAUUGUAGUGACUGCCAAAGGGGUACAAUUCAAAUAUGUAUCCUAUGAAUUGCUAACUGCCCCAUAUUCAUAUAUAAAUAAAUACAGUACCUAAAGCCAUUUGUUGAUGGGCCUGGAAUUUUAACUGUUGUGAGUUUGUUUUUUUUUUUAACUAAUUCAGCAUUAUGGACCUAAUUUCAUUUCAUUUGAAAGAUAUCACCAGUUAUUUACUCUGGAAUUGAAUGUGGUGAUAAGGUUUUAAUUCAGAUCUGUCCCAAACAUUUAUCAAUACUGGCAAUAUGGCUGUAAAGCAACCAAAUGUGCACAGUUUUGGGGUAGAUUAGAGAUUAUGUCAAAACCGCAUAUUAAUUAGACGCCCACAGAUACUCAGAUGUCAAUUAGCACUUACGGAGGAAGCGUGGGUCAGUGUGUAUUCAUUUUUAGAUUUUUAGGUGAUUUGUUUUCGUAGUGAUAAACAGAAGUGUUUUUGAGACCAAAUGAAUGUGAAGGUGAAUGUUUUAUAUGUUGAAGACGUGUGUGUUUCCAGUAAUGUUAGUAAAGAACAGAUUGUUUUUUAUUUAUUUCUCAAGUGCAUUGAUGAAGAUUAUGGAAGCAGAGUAUUGCAGCCCCAUGCAGCAGUAAAAUGGUUAACAAACUGAUUUAUAUGGAGGACUGUGAGUUUCUAACCUCUUACAAAUGUGACUGUUCAUUGUGUGAGACGUGUAAGCCACCAUGGAGCUCAUUUAUGACCAUAUGUGCUAGAUUGUAUACACGCCAAUAGCAACCAAUCAGAAAUUCGCUUUUAAUACAAGUUAGAGAAUGAGAGCAUAGAUUUAAUUGGUUGCUGUGGCAUAAUAUAGAUAUGAAUUGGUGUAAUUUAGCACCUAUGUAACUAAAUCAGCCCUUGUAUGUUUUUAUUUAAUGAGUGUUUUGCUCUUUCUUAUUGUGGGACCUCCUUUGCUCAAUUUGUAGCUCUUCAGAAGCUGGAAGUUCUAGUACAAUGACAGCUGGAGGCUCACAGCUUGGCCAUGCUGACUCAGUAUAUCAGUCGGUUUGGUUGUUGAAGAGUGACCAAGAUAAAUUAGCUAAGAAAAUAAUUGCAUGAAGGUUAAUGGGAAAUAACACAGGGCAAAAACUGGUUAAAAAGAGUGUUUAUAGCAAAAACUGUUAAACUGGGCAUGCAGGAUAAUAAUUUGCUUGAUUUAGCCAUCUAGGUGGUGGGAAACAUUGGGCUGAUCCAAGGGCAAUGAUUGGAUUGUAUUAGAUAUAUGUGCAAACUUGUUGAGGAGAGUAAUGACCACAAUGAAGCAGCGCAGUCUUUUCCCAACUGGAAUUCCAAGCUUGCCUAUUCAAUAUAUUGGUUGAGCCACAACCAGAUAUCAGUCAGAGAGAUUAUUAUUGGGGCCCUGUAAAUAUUACAGUAAGCUUUAAGCUACAGUAACUGGUCUAAUGCUGCAUUUAUGCUCUGCGCCCCAUGUUUUUCCAAGAAUGAUGAUUUUUGUAUCUCAGGAUACUAUAGGUGUUUGCCAAAAGUAAUGUGAGAGAUUUUUUUGUGCCACAUUAUUUUCAUUGUUCACACAGAGUUAAAUGUCAUGGGUUCAUGUUGGCUAAAUUUGAGAACAAUCAUCCAACUAUCGUUGCAGAUGUGCCCCAUAGACUUCCAUGCAUUCAUGUGUAAAAGUCUUUGGUUUGUCUACCUAUUUAAUCCAGUCAGUGUGGCAGAUCUUUGCAUUGUAAGGUUUGCUACUUCAUGCCCUUGUGGUCCUUUUCUGGCUGUCUCUUUGCAUCUUUGUGGCCCUCACACAUGCACACUAGCCUUAUCCCUGUUGGGUGUCACUGAGCAUGUGCUUGGUAACAAACAUACAAAGUGAGUUGGUCUAAAGGGAGAGGACAGAAUGGCUAGAAGGGAGGUCAGGGGACUGAAACUUUUAUUUCAAGGUGUCACCAAACGAGCCAAUCUUCUCCCGAUAUGCCCACAAAAGCUGGGUGAUAACAGGCCAAUUUAAAUUGUUUGGUAGGUAGGUGGGCUGUCGGACUGAGGACCACAUCAAUGAGCCCAUGCGGUCCCCUAUCUGACAGAAAAAUCAAACCUGCCUGGUUGAGAUCUGGCCAAUUUUAGGCCAGAUAUCAGUCGGGGUUGCCCAUACAUGGACAGAUAAGCCGCUCAAUCAAAUCGGCAGCUGAAAUCUGCCCGUUUAUGGCCCCCUUAAGUCUUUUCUUUUGUAAUCCUUCUAAUCCUGUUUAUUCCCUGUGUACCAAUAACUGUACUCUUGCCAUCAUAUUAAGGUUAAACCCAAAGAACACAUAGUAAUAUUUUGUAGGGAAGCAAUUCCAUGAAACAAUAUCAUCAAAACAGACUUGCACAAUGUCUGUUUUUGUAAAGGACCAAUCAUGUAGAGGAAGAAUUAUUGAAGCACACGUGUGGUGUGUUUAUGAGUGGAGGAGGAUGCUACCACUGCCUAUUGUUUGUUAUAUGAAUGUCUUAUCACAUAGUAAAAUAUAUAGUAAAAUAUUGUGCUAGGUCACAGAUAACCUACAGGGGUGCCAAGCCCAAAUGGCUUGUCGUGAUUCCUUAAACAAAAUACACUUUAAUUGCAUUAAGCUUGCCCUGGGUAUAGUUUGGAAUGCAGGCAGCAAAGAAUCUUGCAAGAAUAAAAGAGUUUAUAUUGUAGAGUCGAAGUUAAGUUAAUUUUAAGGGUAUAAGUUUGUGUAGGGCCAGAACUAUUGGGUCAGUUAUUAUGGACUAAAGGAUCAGUCCAUAAUAACUGGCCCAGUCCAGAUCCAGUUCUGAAUGGCACAUCUAAGCAUUCCCUGAUGGUCUGACUGUGUCCGGUGUGAGUUAUCGGCGACAGUUACUUAUUAAAGCAGGAGAUGCACUUCUGCAGCCUUGCACCAGUACAGUUAUGGUAGAUUAAUAUGUCAAUAAAAGGCUGAAAAUAACCAAUGCCUAUCGACAGGGGGCUGCUAUUCAGUGGAACCAUCCUCACAACAACAUGAUAAAGAUGCUUUUGGCACAGCUGAGAAUCAGAACAUUAUACAUUUUAUGUAUUAUUAUGUAUUAUUAUUAUUAUGUAUUAUUAUUUCCACAAACCCUGUGUAAACUCUGCCCAAAAAGCACAAAGUGAAACGUUGCAGGAACAGACAGAAAAUGGUGGAACUAUGCAGUCCCUGCCUAGCUGAGGCACCUUUUGGGGGCUUGAAUGACCACCCAAGCUCUACAGAACAGCAGCAGCAGACUCCAUUGGGCCCCAUGAUGUUGUCAGUUAAUAGUGUAUGAAGUAAGGCACAAUAUUGGCGCUAGGAACACUUUAGUGAGGGGCUGUCUAUUAUGUCUCUAGCUCAAACUGCUGGGAAUUGUCGUACAACAGCAGCAACUGGGGUGCCAUAGGUUAGGUAGACCUGCUUUAUAAACACAAUGGGGCCCCAGGCAGCACUUUGGCUCCCUAAUAUCUGUACUAAGUGGCUAUGCACUUGUAAUGGCACAGUUGCUUCUAAGGAAACCUUGGCUGCACUAGAGCAUUCUGGCCCCGAGACAAAUCGCAGCUAACGUUUGGCACUUACGGUUAUGUUUUACUCUACGUGUUGCACCUGUGUUUUUUUAAUGUUUCUUUUCGUUUUAAAUGAAUUUAUUUUCUUUCUUUUUUGCAAAGUGAUUUGUUUACUUAUGUGAACGUCUGUUAUCAUCUUCGGACAUGUAACCUAUCAUGUUGUGACAAGUACUGUACUUAUGCAGACAAUGAAAUGUCAUUUUAAAUGCUGCUUUAAAAAAAAUACAAAAAUCUUUUAUUUUGAGAGUUUUACAGAAAAAUAGAUUGUAAAACAGUUUGAUGUAUUGUCAUGUAUAAUAAAUCUGAAAUAUG
Xenopus tropicalis (tropical clawed frog) is the source of this 7599-nucleotide messenger RNA. RefSeq names its product solute carrier family 25 (mitochondrial carrier: glutamate), member 22 (gene slc25a22). Lineage: Eukaryota; Metazoa; Chordata; Amphibia; Anura; Pipidae. The coding region runs from base 191 to 1144 and encodes 317 amino acids. Gene Ontology annotation, biological process: transmembrane transport; L-glutamate transmembrane transport. Gene Ontology annotation, molecular function: L-glutamate transmembrane transporter activity. The transcript has 10 exons. Gene Ontology annotation, cellular component: mitochondrial inner membrane; membrane. The record is from RefSeq and is a predicted model, not a curated record.